Molecule: messenger RNA, 672 nt
Organism: Owenia fusiformis
Lineage: Eukaryota; Metazoa; Annelida; Polychaeta; Sabellida; Oweniidae
Source: the annotation of a GenBank genome assembly
AUGGAGGAAAGUUUCCCUGCCCCUGUUGAACGGAAUAGGAAAAUACUCCUCCCCAUAUACAAAGCAGCACGGGUAGAAAACAUGCGUGCGUCUUUGACAGCAGAUACUCUAAUAGUAGACGGCCGAAAAUAUCGAGUCAAUGACCUUCAAAGAUUGCCCGAAAAGAUCGGAUUUGCAGCUUCACAACGAAAAGUGGCAGAUGUCGUAACGCUCUUCAAUAGUGCCACGUCCCCACUAGGAAGAAAUUACCCCUGUAGUUUUUCUGAUAAAGGUCGGAUUUUCCACUCAGUUGCACAAUACGUGGCAUACGCGCAGGCCGAUAUGUUCGAGGACCACGAUGCAGCCUCUCGCGUGAUGGCAUCACAAAAUCCAUCCGCUUGUGAAAAGAUAGGUAAAAACGCAAACGGAUUCUCAGACGCACUUUGGAAGAUGCGGGUGGAAGCCGUGUUGGAGAAAGCCAAUACACUAAAGUUCGAACAAAACCCAGAGUUAAUCCCCUGCCUGAGAUCUACAUCUGGGACCGACAAAAUUGGUGAGUGUAACCCCUACGAUAACUUCUAUGGCACGGGAUGCAAGAUAGCAGAUUUGGUUGCUGGUACACCUGACCAAUGGCCAGGGAAGAACAUCAAUGGCAAUAUUCUUAAACGUUUGAGGGACAAGCUUGACAGUUAA